Molecule: messenger RNA, 431 nt
Organism: Neurospora tetraspora
Lineage: Eukaryota; Fungi; Ascomycota; Sordariomycetes; Sordariales; Sordariaceae
Exons: 1
Coding region: 82-300 (72 amino acids)
Source: RefSeq, a predicted model, not a curated record
ACGAAACGAUUUUCUGUUGUAACUUGGAGGCGUGCUGCGCCUCGCUUCUUUACCGCAGUCAGUCAACCCGCUUAUCUGUGAAUGGUCGAGUGGUUACGAUCCGCAAUCUUCGCCCUUUUGGACUUGCCAAUUCACAGAGCGCGCGGCUCAUACAAAAGCCCCGGACCAAGACCGAAACGGGGUGAGAGUGCGCCUCGUAAAGGAGAACGGAGUUCCCAAUCUGGAGAUAUGUGUACGUACCACCAACUUUGUGUUUGUAAUUCAGGGGUAACUAGGCAGGAGAGGAAUCGCAGAUUCUGAUUGGCUCUCGUCGACCUGGGAAAAGGGUUUCCCCAGCGACGGCACUGAGGGGUCCCGUGUCUUGCCCGAUCAAAACGCAGACGAGUAUAAAACUCUCAAACACCCCCGAAACAUCAGGGAAACCGCUCUUU